This is a messenger RNA of Prorocentrum cordatum, 1935 nucleotides long. Lineage: Eukaryota; Dinophyceae; Prorocentrales; Prorocentraceae. The record is from the annotation of a GenBank genome assembly.
CAGAAGCAGGAGAGCGCGCGAACACUCUGAGGAGCCACCUUAGCUGCACAAGCGCUGUUAGGGGAUCCGUAGUCAUUUUGGCUCAAGUCCGCUGGCCCAAGUCACUCAAGCAUGACGUGUGUGUGGGUGCUGCAGGCUCAUGCCUGCUACGCUCUAGAGAGGGACCAGUGCUAAAUCAAAUUCUCGCUGGGGCGGGCGUUGGACCACGUCGUGCAGGCCAUGACUGGGAAGAGCAUCGUGUCUCACUCACGGGACGGCGACGCGGAAGUUGUUGUCCCUUUUUAUCGGCAUCAGUUGGUCUGUGCAGGCGGGCACGUCGAGGAUGAUUUGGCAGCCGCGCAUUGCAGACGUGUUGGGAAUCUUUUCGCAGUGGCUGUUCUGGGCGUGGCCGUUGUUCUCAGCGUGGUAGCUGCUCUCUCGCUCAUACCCAGACCCAUUAAUCCCCUUCACACUCAGAGUGCGUCUAACUCUAGCCUUGGAGCAGCAUUGUGCAUCGUGGGCCAACUGUCGCGGUUGGAGAUUGAGAGCAAGAGCCGUAAUAUAAUCGAACCAUUGUCAAAGUUUACAAAGGUAGAUGUGUUCUUGUCUCUGGAGAUCGGCGGUGACGGGCACUUCUUCAACGCUGCAACAUCAGACGUCGAAGUUACCUGCCGCGGUUCGGAGCUGGACGCGGAUGGGGUAAGAGCAGCGUUUGCACCGUAUUUCAGAGAUGGAGUGUUCGAGAACCAUUCGGGCGUGAAUGUCAACCUGAAGAGGUGGCCGCAUUUGUACAAAGAUUUGCACAGCAUGUCAGAAGAUUCACGGAGGUCGACAAUUUCCAACAAUUUCGGCCAAAUGAGACACCUGAAUGAUUGUGCGGAUCUUAUCAAAAAGAGCGAGGAGUCUUCAGGGGGCAAACUAUACGACAUCGUAGUAAAGGUCCGCGACGACACCAUCGCAUUGCGUCCUGUGGUGCCGCAGAAGCUCCUAUCAAUCAGAGAAGUCACCCUCAAGCAUUGUAGUUGGUGGGGUGGCGUCAAUGAUAAAGUGAUGGCGCUCCCGCGCGAGUAUCUCGAGAAGAGCUUGGGCACCAUAUAUCAUUCCAUGCUGGCCGUCAAUAACAACGAUCACCUCGACCUCUUCCUGUUGCGCUUGGCGGAGUCCAAAAACACGGAGCAGAUUGUGUUGUUCACGCUCACCGGAAAUAAGAUCCCUUUUCGCGAGAGGACGUUCGAAGCAGGAGAUCGAGAUGGUGACGACUACCUGCCCUUCGUGGACGGCAGGUGCUAUGCCAGCGGGACACCUGGAGGCGAGGGACGCUGGUGCAUCGUGUCUCACUGCAAGGACUGCUGGCCGAGCAUGCCCUGGACGUACAACGUCUCGUGCGAGCUGGCCGUGACUGGCCUGGAGGCGCCGGUGACCUCUGGCCCCAGCGCGACUCUCGAGCAGACGCUCGCAGAUCCCGACCCGGAGCGGGCGUGCAAGAGCCCAGGCUACAGAUGACGGGCCCGUCGGCUUUUCGGGCUGCCGAGGCGGGCGCGCUUCCCCGUGGCCCUCGCCUGGGCCUGCAGCGGCGGCACCGCCGCUUGCCAUAGCUGCCAGUCUGCGGCCAGGCCCCGCGCGGGCGGGGCGCCAGGGGUGGGGGGCAGCCGCUGCGUGGGGAACGCGCGCGCGCUCGGGAUCGCGGGGUCCGAGUGCCACUGCCAGCGAGGGGCACGCGCCGUGAGGGCCGUAACGCUUCUGGCUCGCGUCUGCGGCGGCGAGCGCUGCAUAUUCCCAGACGGCGCCGUCGCAAAGACUACACACGGCUGGCAGGGUGUCUCGGUGCACCUGUGCAUGUGUGCAGAUCCGACCUCGAAUUAGAGCGCUACGAUGCAAACAACACAGCGCUGUUAGGGGAUAGUGGAUCCUGGCUAUAAAACGAAUGUGCGCGGCUCUGAGGCGAAAACCACAUUU